This is a messenger RNA of Drosophila serrata, 522 nucleotides long. RefSeq names its product Odorant-binding protein 93a (gene Obp93a). Gene Ontology annotation, molecular function: odorant binding. The record is from RefSeq and is a predicted model, not a curated record. Lineage: Eukaryota; Metazoa; Arthropoda; Insecta; Diptera; Drosophilidae.
AUGAUUAAACAAAUUGAUUUAUUUUCCUAGAUGAGCUCGUGCUGCGAUGUCCAGAAAAACGACAAGUCCAUAAAGGCCUGUCGAAAAUCCUUGCUGACCAACAACUCCACCACUACAAAUAAUGGAGAGUCUCGUAAUCUCAAAACGGAUAAGGUGGCUCUGCAUGCAUGCAUUGCAGAGUGUUCCUUUAAGGCCAAUGGAUACUUGCUCAGCAAUGGAACCGUCAACUUAGAAGCCCUGCAGAGAAGUUACCAGCAGCGCUAUAGGAGCGACCAGACCAUGGCCCAAUUGAUGGUGAAGAGCCUCAACAGUUGCUCGGAUUACGCUCAGAAACGAGCUCAACAGUUUCAAUGGAUGCACACAAAGGGCGAGUGCGACUACUAUCCCGCCACCCUACUGGCCUGCAUCAUGGAGCAGGUGUACGUCAACUGUCCCACGACCAAGUGGAAGAACACCAGCGACUGUGUAGCGAUGCGGAAGUAUUUGAUAGCCUGCGAUGAUGUCAAGAGUGGCAGGAAGUAG